UUCCCUGUAAGAUCUGUGGUGAUAAAUCAUCAGGAGUUCACUAUGGAGUCAUCACCUGCGAGGGCUGCAAGGGUUUUUUCCGGCGUAGCCAGCUGCCGUCCGUGUCCUACUCCUGUUCCAGACAGAGUAACUGUCCUAUAGACAGAGCCAGCCGCAACCGCUGCCAGAGCUGCCGACUGCAGAAGUGUGUGACCCAGGGCAUGAGCCGGGAUGCGGUGAAGUUUGGUCGGAUGUCGAAACGUCAGCGUGAGUCUCUGCGUGCCGAGGUGGAGAGACACCGUCAGCAGCAGCAGCAUCUCCAGGCAGAGGCCCAGCCCGCCCUGCCCUACACCAGCAAGGCAUGCCGUUUCCGGACACCCCACCUGCUCCAGGCCCCGGCUCCGGCCUACUCCUUCCCUGGAGAGCCAGAGCUGCCACCCUGCCCGACAGAUGUGCGCCCCUACCUGGUGUGCUCCCCAGGCGAGUCCCAGGCUCCAGGUCUGGCCUACCAGGGCUCCUGUGUGUCUCCUGGCAGUGGGCACUCAGACAAAAGAGGGUUCGACUCCCGUCAGCCAUCUCCUGACCAGACGAUAGGGAUGGGAAUUAGAUCGUAUAACCCAGAAGACCCCUACUGCCCUUACCGCCCCUCCCUGCUUCACAUAGAGGAGCUGUGUGACAGUAUCGUGCGGUCCCAUAGGGACACCAGUCAGUUCAGACUGGAGGAACUGCAGGCUCUGAGAUGGAAGUUGUUCAGCAGAGAGGAGCUCCAUGCCUACCAGAGCAAGUCAGUAGAUGAGAUGUGGCAGCACUGUGUGAGGCUGACUGAAGCGGUACAGUACGUGUGGAGUGUGGAGUUCGCCAAACGCAUCCCAGGGUUCCGUGGGCUUGGACAGAACGACCAGAUCACCCUGCUCAAGACUGGUUCGAUGGAGGUGGUUCUGGUCAGAAUGAGCAGGUGUUUUAACACAGAGAACAGCACCGUCUUCUUCGAUGGGAAGUUUGGCAGCACUGAACUUUUCAAGUCUCUGGGCUGUGGUGAUCUGAUGGUGGCGGUGUUUGACUUCGCUCACAGUGUGUGUGCCCUGAGACUGACUGAGCAGCAGAUGGCUCUCUUCAGCUCACUGGUGCUCAUUAACCCAGAUCGCCCCUGUCUUGAGGAUAGAGGCAGAGUACAUAGAAUGAGGAGAGACUUGGAGGUAUGCCUCAGCCACAUGCUACGCAGAGACAACCAGGAGAGCCUUCAGCACAAGCUCUACCAGAAGGUGUCAGUGUUGCAGUCUCUGUGCAGUCUUCAUGUGGAGAAGCUGCACUGGUUCAGCCAGCGCUACCCGCUCAUGGUCCACUCUGUCUUCCCUCCUCUAUACAAGGAGCUGUUCACCUCCGACCUGCCUUCUGUGGACUCCCUGUGAACUCCCUCUGAACUGUACCGUACAUGUUGACAGAUAAUUAGACAAAGAAACAUGCAUACAGUAGUAGACAGACACAAACACACAAACAUAGACACUUAAGAGACACACAGACACAUACACAGACACACAAACUUAGAGACACAGACACAUGAGAAUGCAUUGAUAACAUGACAUGAAAUUACUUUGAAUGCUUCACUUGUUGAAUAAAUAUAUUUUUGUCAUUUCAGAGAGCAAUGAUUUGAUUUGAUGAAAUUAUUUCAGUAGCCUAUUAGUGAUUGGACAUUGAAGUGAUUUUCAUGCAAAAAAAUGUUUUAUAGAUUUUUGUUUUGUUUUUCCUUUUUGAGUGUUAUUUCGUCCUUGAGAUUAUGUAUGUUAUUUUGACUCAGGGCGGCUGUUGUGACUGUAUCCAGACCAGUUGCUAGCUGGUAUAAAUGACCAUAUUUAGAUGAUCACUAUGAAAUCUAAUGGGUGUUUUCUGAGUUGUUUUUAAAUGUGUGACUUUACAGAGUUGGCAAACCCAUCAGACUGAGUACCUGAGCUAUAGCCCAUGGGCCCCACGGUUCAGGACCCAAACACACAGUCAAGUAUAUAGCUAGUCUUCUCAAUGAACUGUGUGUGGAUCGAAUUUGACCAACAAUCCUAUGUGUCUCUAUCGAGCUUUAAAUGAGGCUGUGUGUUGCAUUAAAACAGAGUCAGAAAUCCUAGACAGGCAGAAAUGUAAAUAUGAAUCAUCUAGAUUCUAGAACAUAAACUUGGAUGCUGGGUAAUAUUGCUGUAGGCCUACAGUAUGUAGGCAUUUGAAUGACUAACUUUGGGCAUGACUGUUAUUGUAAACAGAUUUUACAAACAUUACCGGUGUGUUUCUUUAACAUUCUCUGUUAGGAGACAAACUAAGUGUUACCAUGGUGAUUCCCAUGGCUUCCAAUAAACUGCUGAUAUGAUUUCAAAAAGGA
This is a messenger RNA of Salvelinus sp. IW2-2015, 2341 nucleotides long. The record is from RefSeq and is a predicted model, not a curated record. NCBI's taxonomy places the organism in Eukaryota, Metazoa, Chordata, Actinopteri, Salmoniformes, Salmonidae.